Messenger RNA from Danio aesculapii, 728 nucleotides. Its product is annotated as ADP-ribosylation factor 4-like. Lineage: Eukaryota; Metazoa; Chordata; Actinopteri; Cypriniformes; Danionidae. Gene Ontology annotation, molecular function: GTP binding; GTPase activity. The record is from RefSeq and is a predicted model, not a curated record. Gene Ontology annotation, biological process: intracellular protein transport; vesicle-mediated transport. Gene Ontology annotation, cellular component: cytoplasm; plasma membrane. Bases 97 to 642 code for a protein of 181 amino acids. The transcript has 5 exons.
UGUUGAGCUGUGGAUCAAACCGAAAGUUACAAAAAAAAAAAACUUAUAUAAACACACACACAUCAAAACCACACAAUCUAUGCCUCGCACUCCAAAAUGGGCGUCUUUUUCUCUAACCUUUGGGCACGAUUAUUUGAGAAAAAACAGAUGAGACUGCUCAUGGUUGGUCUGGAUGCAGCAGGGAAAACUACAGUCCUCUACAAACUCAAGCUUGGUGAAGUUGUCUCAACUAUUCCAACUAUUGGAUUUAAUGUGGAGACGGUUGAAUAUAAAAACAUCUCAUUCACUGUGUGGGACGUUGCUGGUCAGACUAUAAUGAGAGGCCUCUGGAGACACUACUUUAACAACACUCAAGGACUGAUCUUUGUGGUGGACAGCAGUGAUCAUGACAGGAUUGAAACAGCAGCAGAAAUACUGAAUUCAAUGCUGGCGGAGGAUGAAUUGAGAGACGCUGUUUUACUGGUUCUGGCUAACAAGCAGGAUUUACCCAAAGCCAUGCCGGUCCAUGAGCUGACAGACAGACUGGGUUUACAUGCACUGACUGGAAGACAGUGGUUUGUUCAGUCCACAAGUGCAGUUCAGGGAUCUGGUGUAUAUGAAGGAUUCGACUGGCUCACAGAUCAACUCUCCAAACAGCAAUAACGCUGGAAAUAUAUUCAGAUUUCUGAUGCUUGAAGAAAAACAUCACUGUAUUGGAAUGUAUAUAUUAUAUAACAACUUGAAUUUUA